AUGCUCAUGCGUCUCUCUACCCUCGGCUUGCUAGCAUUAGCAAAUGCCUCGCCAGAUGCGAAACGAUCCAACUACGACAUGUUCAUGACCGGCCAGUACACCGUCGCCAACUGCGGAGGAAACACGUCCCUCGUCGUCCACCUCCUCGACAGGCUCUACACCACUCUCCUGCCCGUGAUUGAAGACGCCAAAUCCACCAACACAAGCCCCGCCUACGCCGCGUUCUUCAAAGACCCUUCCUCCGCCCCCUUUGUAUCCGCGCUCCUCACCAACGUCACGAGCGGCGUCGCUUUGACCCCCCCCGCACCCUAUUCCCUCAACGGCGCGCCCACUCUCCUCUGCGUGACGGAACCCGGACAGUUCAUGUACAAACUCGAUGGCCAGAAGGACGCCUACGCCGAGUGCCUGGCCAACCCGACCGCGACGUCCAACUACGUCGGCUUCCUUCCGCCCAAGCAGUACAUCAUCCUCUGUCCGUCAUUCUUCACCAGCGCCAUCGUGUCCGUCCCGCCGCCCAACACCUGCUUGACGGUCAACACCUACAUCAACAGAUUCCACGGCGACGGGCAGAGUUUCUGGCUCUACAAGAUGUGGAUCGUGCUGGAGAUGAUCACGCAUUACUACCUCUUCGCGUCCACGGGGCUCCUGACCAUCACCAACACGAACGACGCGAACAAAUGUUUCCGCCUCGCGGCCGAGCAGUCGAGGUUGAACGCGAACAACUACGUGUACUAUGCCGCGAGUGUAUACGGUUCCUGCACCGAUUUCCCAGCCCCUCCCACGAGCGGCCGCGAACUGUUGGAGAUUGAUAUAGAGGACCCGUCGGACAAUGGACCCGAUGAUGCGGGUCCGGCUGCUGUCACGUUCAUUGCGACGGAUUUGGAGAUAGGAGUGGAAGACACCACAGGCACGCCGUGA
Messenger RNA from Letharia columbiana, 918 nucleotides. RefSeq lists its product as uncharacterized. The transcript has 3 exons. The coding region runs from base 1 to 918 and encodes 305 amino acids. The record is from RefSeq and is a predicted model, not a curated record. NCBI's taxonomy places the organism in Eukaryota, Fungi, Ascomycota, Lecanoromycetes, Lecanorales, Parmeliaceae. Gene Ontology annotation, molecular function: metallopeptidase activity.